Molecule: messenger RNA, 1375 nt
Organism: Drosophila rhopaloa
Lineage: Eukaryota; Metazoa; Arthropoda; Insecta; Diptera; Drosophilidae
Gene: Dus4
Product: tRNA-dihydrouridine(20a/20b) synthase [NAD(P)+]-like
Exons: 1
Coding region: 80-1270 (396 amino acids)
Biological process (GO): tRNA processing
Molecular function (GO): tRNA dihydrouridine synthase activity; flavin adenine dinucleotide binding
Source: RefSeq, a predicted model, not a curated record
CCGAUUGGCAAUUUUCCCGGCAGAGUUAUAUCUCCUCCACGUUUAGUAAUUGUUUAUGUUUAUUUUACACUAAUUAACGAUGCACCUGCCACAACAAAGGCCGCACCACGACAUCGCCGCGCUCUUCGCGGAGGCGCAACCGGACUUCCUACGCAUUUCAGCUCCAAUGGUGCGCUACAGCAAGCUGGAGUUCCGACGACUUGUCCGGCUCAAUGGAGUACAACUCGCCUUCACGCCCAUGAUGAUAUCCGACUCGAUCAACAACAGCGAGAAGGCGCGUCAGAAUGAGUUCUCCACGGGUGCGGAUGACCAGCCGGUUAUCGCCCAGUUUGCUGCCAAGGAUCCAGCAGAAUUUGUGACCUCCGCACAGCUCAUCUAUCCUUAUGUAGACGGCAUCGAUCUGAACUGCGGCUGUCCACAGAGCUGGGCAAUGGCCAAGGGCUAUGGAUGCGGUAUGCUGCGCCAGCCGGAGCUAGUGCGACAGGUGGUGCAGCAGGUGAGACGCACCUUGCCCGCCGACUUUAGUGUCUCGGUGAAGAUGCGCCUUUUGGGCGGCGAGGAUUCCUUGCAGCGAACCAUUGAUCUGGCCCGCCAGUUGGAGCAUGCCGGCGUCACCUUCCUCACUCUCCACGGACGGACUCCAGCACAGAAGCACUCAAAGGACACGCUCAAUAUCCCAGGCAUGUCAGAAGUGCGUCAGUCCCUGCAAAUCCCCCUGAUAGUCAAUGGCAAUGUGGAGACCUACAGGGAUGCCUGCGAUUUGCAUGAGAAGACGGGAGCAGCUGGUGUGAUGGCUGCACGCGGACUGCUUGCCAAUCCGGCACUCUUUAAUAGCGCUUAUCCGGACGGUAGGAACACGCCGCUGGAAUGUGUGCAACAGUGGUUAGACAUAGCGUCAGCUGCCGGGGAUAACCUGCUGUUCCAGUGCUUCCACCACCACCUGACCUUUAUGUGGAGCGCCCAAAUUCAGCGAGAUCUGCGCGUCCAGUUCAACAGCUUGGGAAGCAAAGGGCAGGUGGUGGAUUUCCUCAAGGAGCACUACAACCUGCAAUACGAUAAUGAUGACCCAACCCCGGCUGACUAUACGGAUUGCACGUACACCCACUUCACACCGCCCAAGCACGCCCGGCACAUUGCCGCCGAGUCGGAUGAGCAGGCCUGGAGUGCGAAGAGCGAUGGCAAGUUCUUUACGGAGUUCAGGGCGCACCAGCUGACCGGCACUGGCGGAGAAGAUCUGGAACUGGGCGGACUUUUUGGUGACGAGGAGUGAAUUGUUGUAUUAAUGUAUCCUUAGCUUUGUAGGUAAAAAGGUUGUACAAAUUAAACAAUGAUUAAUAUUACAAAAAAUAAAUAUAUUAGCAAUAAUCUCGCGACA